CUCCAUGAGGAACAUGAGGAAGUCAAUUGUGAUAGUUGGAGCACUCCUGGUGACCAUCUUCGUGGCCCACCUCCCAGUUGGCCAGGCUGUCACCUGUGCCGAUGCUCCUGACGAUGCCAGCUGCAUCGACUGCACCGCCUCUGCGAAUGCGGACAAUGCCGAGUGUGCCACCACCACCACGGUGGCUCCUGACACAACCACUGCAGCCGGCGAGACUACCACAGCGGCUACUGCCGCCGGAGAAGCCACUACUGCCUCUUCCAACACCGUAUCCUCUGCGUCCGGCAGCAAGAAGAAGAAGACUACAAGGACCUUCAGACGGACGAUCAAAAGGCCCAAGAAGGUCAGGAGGAUUAGGCGCAACAGGAACAGGAGCAACAGGAGUAGGAACAACUCUGGUUAAACAACACUAUUGGAUAUCGCAAACGAUGAUACAACGUGACACGAAAACAAUUACCCUUAUAAUCUUGAACUAAAGAAACAAAUUAAAUUUUAAACUGGG
This is a messenger RNA of Drosophila gunungcola (fruit fly), 502 nucleotides long. RefSeq names its product protein new-glue 1. The transcript has a single exon. Bases 5 to 403 code for a protein of 132 amino acids. The record is from RefSeq and is a predicted model, not a curated record. NCBI's taxonomy places the organism in Eukaryota, Metazoa, Arthropoda, Insecta, Diptera, Drosophilidae.